ACUUGUUUCAUGAAACCCAUUUUAGUUACAGAAAUCUAUCUAUCCAGGAUCAUGACAUAAAAUGUAUUUCAUGCUGCGGUUCAGUGUUCAAAGAAGUUCGAGAAUCAGUGAUGCAAGAGGACUUCUCUUUAGCUCUCCUGCUUUCUUUCCACCCUGAACUUCCAUAACUUAAUGCCAAGGACAUUUCAGCCUUUUCUGGAAAGCUGAGCCGGGAAGAACAUUUUGUGGAGCUAAGGUGCGGAGUAGAAUGGAACAUGCAAGCCUUCUUCACACCCCCUGAGCUCACGGAUGUACUUAUUAGGACAUUAAGAAUGUUUCAGUGCAUCAUUGUGGAUGAGGACCCAUGAAAAUGGGUGAAUCACCAGCUAUGAAACACGAAAACAUACUUUUACUGUUACACAUUGUUUUACAGUCAAGCACCAGACGCUUACUGUCCCCCCACCUUUUCUGUCCUCCAGGGGAGAGGCCUGAGUGGAAGUAGCCCUAGAUUGUUGGGUACCAUACUUGCCUGCCUCUUCUUUAUGUGCACGUUUCCGAAGGGCUUUAACAAGCACAUCUUUGCUGGCGGGUGGGUGUAAGAAGGAGGAGGCUGAAGGUUCUUGCCCUGUCGGGUAACGUGCAGAGGACCCUCAUCAUUGGACUGCGUCGGGAGGGAGUGGGAGCUCUCAGAGGUAGGGGAAGAAGGGGUAUAAAGGAGAGGGGGGAGCCAACCACACAGGGACUCCAAGAAGCCUUAAUAAAAGGCAAAGUGCAUCUUUGCUGGACGGUGUUGGAAACGAGGAGAAACCAACAGAAAAGGACACCACCAAAAGGCAACGGCAAGGGUUUCUGCUUUUUGGAACAUUCUUAACCCAGGGCUCCAGGCCAGUCCCCCACGAGCCAGGUGAGCCGCCGCCACCUCCCCAGCGUCUGCCGGACCUGCUCCUCCAUGAACUUGCCAAAACCGGAGCGCCUGCGCCCCGCACCGCAGCGCAGCCUCCCAAGCUCCGACGGGGAAGACGGUGAGAUCGACAUCUUGGGAGAGGAGGAUGAAGACGAGGAGGAGGAAGAGGAAGACGGAGAGGCGGAGGAGAGCCAGCGGCUCCUAGAGGAGCUGCAACCGCCGGGGACGCAGGAGGCGCGGCGCGGCGCGGGCGCGCUUCCCCGAGAGCCCCCCGAGAGCGGCGGCGCCCCGAGCGACUCCUCCAAGUUCGGCGCCAAGUUCAGGGCAUCGAGCGGCCCUGCGGCGGCCUCUGGGGACGGCCCGCAGCCGGCGAAGCCCCCCUACUCGUACAUCGCGCUCAUCACCAUGGCCAUCCUGCAGAGCCCGCACAAGCGCCUCACGCUCAGCGGCAUCUGCGCCUUCAUCAGCGGCCGCUUCCCCUACUACCGCCGCAAGUUCCCCGCCUGGCAGAACAGCAUCCGCCACAACCUCUCGCUCAACGACUGCUUCGUCAAGAUCCCCCGCGAGCCCGGCCACCCCGGCAAGGGCAACUACUGGAGCCUGGACCCCGCCUCCCAGGACAUGUUUGACAACGGCAGCUUCCUCCGCCGCAGGAAGCGCUUCAAGCGCCACCACCCUCCCCCGGGAGUCCACCUGCACCACCCCUUGGCCCUGCCCGCCGCGCCCGCCGCCCUGCACGGCCCUUACCCGGGCCUGCUGCUCGGGCCGCCCGCCCCGCCGCAGCCAGUCCCGGGGCCCUACCCCGUCGCCGCCGCCGCUGCCGCCGCGAGCCGCCCGUGCGCGCUCCUGCACCCUCACCCGCUUCGCUACCUGCUGCUGUCGGCCCCGGCCCGCGCCGAGACGCCCAAGAAAGCGCAAAGCGCCGACCUGGCCACCCCAGGCGCUCUCUCUGCCCUGCAGCCCUCUCUGCGCUGGCAGCCUCGGGAGGAGGAAAAGGCGCCGGCGGCGCGUCUGGGAGACGGAUGCUCACCCUUCAGUAUUGAGAGUCUCAUGCACGGGGUCCGGGGAGGGGGCACCAGGGCCGCGCAGAGUCCGCCCCCGACCCCGUGGGGCUACUGCCACCUGCUGCAGCGCCCGUCGUGCCUGUGGAACCACCGGGCCGCUAACCCCUUGCUGCACGUGUCCGCUGCGGCCGCCGCGGCCGCCGCCCGAACGAUUUUAGGGCAACAGCAGCCGCCGCCGCAGCCCCAGCAGCAGGAAUGCACCCGCGGCUGCACUCCCAGCGAGGGCGCUUCGCUGGGCCAACACCUGUCCGCCCCCGCGGCGCUGCUGGGGUGUCAGCCUGGAGCAGAAGGCUCUCGGCUGACCACGGUGGCCAGCCUUUCCGGCAGAGAGGGUAUCUUGCCAGCUUUUUGAGUAGCAUCCACACUUUGUCCUGGCGCUGACUCCGCCGGGCGCACCUGCAGCCAAGGCGUAGCGCAGAGCGAAGAGGGGUCCCGCUCUUUUGGUCUUCGGCUCUCACCCUCACCACCCUGCAAGGCAGGGACAACGCGGAUGCAUCUGAAUCCCACAGCCGAACAACCACUAACUGAACCAUACAGUUAGGGUCGCUGCAAAGUAUGUACAAAGCUCAAGUUGGAUGCUGUUCAGACAACCGGGACAUAAACUUCGGCCGGAGGCAACACUUGCCCUUUCUUUUCCAGCCUUCAGUUGUGGCUUCCGGGGCUCUUCCGGUUACACAUUUCCAGAGGAAUUUCGAACGUGAGUGGGACAUUUUGUUCUGGUAAAAAAAGAAAGAAAGAAAAAGAAAAUAUAAAUGUCCAAUGCACAACUUGUUUCCCCUUGUUCACUCCCUGGAAAUUGUAAAUACUAGUCACAAGUCAAAUGCAAAAUACUUAUGUUCUUUAUGAAAUGGAUGUGUAACAUGGAAUUUUAAUUUUGACACAUUUGUUUCUGCUCUGUGCGUCUGAUGUGCCACCUUCUGCGGAAAGAUGUUAAAAUCAAAAGCUAGCUAUAUAGGCUAAAU
Molecule: messenger RNA, 2909 nt
Organism: Mustela erminea (ermine)
Lineage: Eukaryota; Metazoa; Chordata; Mammalia; Carnivora; Mustelidae
Product: forkhead box protein D4-like 1
Exons: 1
Coding region: 929-2299 (456 amino acids)
Biological process (GO): cell differentiation; regulation of transcription by RNA polymerase II; anatomical structure morphogenesis
Molecular function (GO): DNA-binding transcription factor activity, RNA polymerase II-specific; RNA polymerase II cis-regulatory region sequence-specific DNA binding
Source: RefSeq, a predicted model, not a curated record